UAGUGAUUAUAGUUUUUAGUAGAACUAUAUAUAUAUGUUUAAAUCAUUGUAAUUAAUCAGAGAACUUACUUGAAUAUUUAGUAUUCUGUUAUUUUUUAAUGUAGAUUAUUAACUAUAAAUUACAUUUAUGGAAUAUUUCAAAAGUGGUUUAAAAUCUGUGCUAGGCUCACCAGUAGUUGAUGAGCAACCAUCUGGUGCUGAUAUUGUUGAAAGAUUAGUCGAACGAGUUCAGUACUCUACAUUGUUAGCUGAUAGACGUGAUGCAUGUAGAGCACUUAAAGCUUUAUCUAGAAAGUAUCGUAUUGAAGUAGGAGCUAAAGGAAUGGAUAUUUUAUGUCAAGUUUUACAACAAGACCGUGCAGAUGCUGAGAUUAUUAGUUACGUUUUAGACACAUUAAAAAUCAUUAUGAAUAAUGAAAUAUAUGAUGAAGAAGAAAUACCAGAUGUUACGGCAAAAGAUUCUGAUAAAUUAGGUGAACGUUUUACUGAGAUUUUUAUAAAAAAACAAGAAAAUGUUGCAUUAAUUCUUGAUUAUUUAGAAGAAUUUGAUUUUCAAAUUCGCUGGCCAGCACUACAAUUAUUAUUAUUAUUACUAACCAAUAAAGCAAAAGAUGUACAAGAAAUUAUUUUGAUCAGUCCAAUGGGUGUUUCCAAAUUAAUUGAUAUGUUAAGUGACAGUCGAGAAGUAAUUAGAAAUAAUUCUGUUUUAUUAUUAACACUACUCACCAAAAGUAAUGCAAAUAUCCAGAAAAUAUUAGCUUUUGAAAAUGCUUUUGAUCGUCUCUUUGAUGUCAUAAAUGAAGAAGGCAAUGCUGAAGGAGGAAUUGUCGUUCAAGAUUGUCUAAAUUUUAUGUUAUCCUUAUUAAGAAAUAAUAUUUCAACUCAAAAUUUUUUCAAAGAAGGUAACUAUAUUUCACGAAUUCUUCCUCUUUUAAAAUUACCAAUUGAUGAUGAAUGGCCAUUACAAAGAGUUAACAAUGUACAUGCUGUACUACAAAUAAUACGAACACUUAUAUCCCCCACUAAUCCUGCUCAAGCAACUACAUGUUGCCAACAAGCAAUGCUUACUUCAGGAAUUAUGAAAGCCAUGUGUGACUUAAUAAUAACAAAUGGUGUGCCUAAAAAUCCACUGACCGAAGCGAUAAAUACUGUGGCUGAGCUUAUACGAGGACACAUAGAAAACCAGCAGUAUUUUGAAGCUGUUAAGUCUACUGGUGUAUCCUCAAAGGAAGUUUUGGUUUUAUUGUUAUGGUCUAUGUUAAAUGAUAAACAACCAUUUGAUAUGCGCUGUGCAGUUCUUUAUUGUUUCCAAUGUUACUUGUAUAAAAAUGAAAUUGGCAAAAUGAAAAUUGUAAAGAAACUUUUGCCAACUGAAAAAGAAGUAUCAGAAACUUGUGCCAGUCAACUUUUAUGUCAAGGUUUGUUUUGCAAAGAACCACUUGGGGUUUGGUUUUCAUCAGUUGCAUUAUCACAUGCUCUUAUUGAUAAUCCUGAUGGAAAAGAGAAAUUAAUUAAUGUUAUGUUAGCAUCAAAAGAUCAAAAUCCACCUACUUUGUUACAAAAAAUUAUUAGUUCUAUUCAAGCGACUGACAAAGCACAAAGUAAAAUUGGAUAUCUAAUGUUUUUAUCAACUUGGUUUUCACAUUGUUCUUUGGCAGUUGAGAGUUUCUUAAAAAUUAGUAAUGGUGUUCCAUAUUUUAUCACUCAAGCUAAUCGUUUGGAAAAUGAAGAAAUUGAAGAAAUUGUAAGUGGCUUAAGUACAUUUAUAAUGGGUUUAUGUUUAGCUUUCAAUCCAGAUACAGUUGACAACUUUAAAAAAGAUAGCCUUAGACAUUUAAUAACUAAACGAAUCGGUGUAGAAACUUUUAUAGAAAAACUAGGAGAUGUUUCUAGAAAUGAAUCUUACACUAAAGCAAGCAAGCAUCCACAACCAACUGCUCAUAAUCCUCUUAAUCUAUUAUUAGAUUAUGAGUUUUGUAAGUUAUUUAAAAUUUUAGAAGGAAUGGUAAUGAGAACACUAAAUACACAACCUGGACAAGAUGACCAAGAAAAAUUGGCUUCAAGCACAAAACAAAUUGAAGAGCUUCAAAAUACAGUGGAUUCUCUUAAAAAUGAAUUGACUGAAAAAACCAAUAGAAUUGAGGAAUUAUGCAGAUUAGCUAAUGAUUUUAAAGAUGAUUCAGAGCGAUUAAAAACUGAAUAUUUUAAAAUUCAAGAAAAUUAUAUAAAUUUAAUGCACGCCUAUCAACAAAAAGAAAGUGAAUUAGAAUCCUAUAGAAGACUCCUAGAAAUGCAUGGAAUUUGGAAUGAUCCUCAACCAGAAACCUCAUAUUCACAGCAAACUAAUAUUCAACAACAACCACAAACAUUAGACAACAGUGAGGUUUAUCAACUACAAGAACAUCAACAUCAGCAGUUUCAACAACUUCAGCAACAACAAUAUCAGCAAGAGCAAUAUCAGCAAGAGCAACAACAAGAUCAGUUACAAAAAGAGCAACAUCAAAUGCUAGAGCAGCAAGAACAGCAACAGCAAAUUCAAGAGAAACAACACUUGGCUGAAUUAUUCAGAAACGAUUUGAACGUAUAGACAAUUGAAAUUUUUAUUUAAAUCGUUUUACCAGAAUUUCUAUAGAAAUUAAAGUUUUUAUACAUAUAUUACCAUAUAUACCAACUGCAUGAUUUUAUAGUUGAAUUAUAUUCUGUUGAAUGAAAGUUUAAAUAGAAUAUUACUAAAUAUGUCCUUUUAUUAGAUGUAUUUAUUGUAAGUA
Daktulosphaira vitifoliae (grape phylloxera) is the source of this 2768-nucleotide messenger RNA. It is a transcript of the gene p115, whose product is annotated as general vesicular transport factor p115. NCBI's taxonomy places the organism in Eukaryota, Metazoa, Arthropoda, Insecta, Hemiptera, Phylloxeridae. Gene Ontology annotation, biological process: transcytosis; endoplasmic reticulum to Golgi vesicle-mediated transport; vesicle fusion with Golgi apparatus. Gene Ontology annotation, cellular component: Golgi membrane; endoplasmic reticulum; Golgi stack. Bases 128 to 2587 code for a protein of 819 amino acids. The record is from RefSeq and is a predicted model, not a curated record. The transcript is spliced from 14 exons.